UCAGCGCAAUGCAAAUUGACAACUUAAAAUCAACAUUGAUUUCUUAUCGAUAAAUAUGCUCAGAUUGCUGAAAUCGAGAUCAGUCGAACCCCAUUAGGUCAAGAUGAGGUUCUUCCAAACCUGGAUCUUCUGCUUCGUUGGUCUUUUUACCUUGUCUUUUUCGAAGCAAUUCGACAAUGGAAAUGUGGUUGUGGAGAAGCCCGGUUCCGUGGAAAUUGGGUCAUCUACAACAUUUACAUGCACCUUGUCUCGAUUAGAGCAAGAGGUAACGGAGUGCUUUAUCGAAACCCCUCGAAACGAAGUGUGGAUGGUAAUUGACGGCCAAGUACUGGAUGAUCAAUCCAACGUCGUUCAAGGGGUAAAUGGACAAGAUAAUGGAGAUCCUUUGCGAACUUGUGGUAUAUCAAUUGACGUUGUUCAAUCCGCAGAUCUGGGCCAAUGGAAAUGCAGCAUCCAAAGAAGUGGAUCAAAAAUCAAAACCCUGAAGGCCGUUGUGGAACUCAAGGAAGAGGGCACAAAGCUAACAGGAUACCGCCUACCCACACAUUUGACUCCAGAGUUGUACAAAUUGGAUCUGAUUCCAAUCAUGGAACCCGAAUUUUUGACCCGAGGCUAUUUUGAAAUGGAUGGUCGGGUUAUUAUCGACCAGCUAGAUGGGCACAUCUUUCUCAAUGUUUUUAACACGGAAAUGCUUGAGGAGAGUUUGAUCAUCACUUUGGGCGCACAAACAUCCAUCACGAUGGAAAUCUUGGAGAUCCAUUACGAUUUGCAAAGAGAUUUGAUCAUCAUUAAAUACGCCCCAUACCCCGCUGACGCGUCCUAUCCAAUUCGAGUGGCAGGAAACUUCGUGUCCCAACUGCCCUAUCCCAGCGGUUCAGGGUUCUACACGGACUCGUAUAAAGACUCGGAAUCAGGGGAGAGGAUUUUUGUGGCUGCCACUCAGUUUCAAGCUGUCCACGCACGAAAAGCUUUCCCAAACAUCGACGAUCCGGGUCGAAAGGCGAAAUUCCAAGUGAGGCUCGCUACUGCCUCCGGCAAAAAUGCGGCUUCGAAUAUGCCUGUUCUGAGGACAGAUGAACCAGUUCAAGGGUAUCCGGACUACACAUGGUACGAAUUCCCAGAAUCCCCCAUCAUGUCCAGCUACACGUUGGCGUUUUUUAUUUCCGAUUUUGUGGUGGCAACGGUGCCUCCAAGCAAGGUGAGUUAUCCCAUAGAAAUCUACGCCAGACAAAGUCGUUAUAAUUUGGGGUAUACCCAAGGAGCUGAGGAAUUUGUACCGGGCAUUGUGGAAUUCUAUGGGUCAUAUUUCUCGGUGGAAUUCCCAUUGCCCAAGUUGUCUGUCGCAGCCCCGCCCUCCAAAGGAGGUGCCAUGGAAAACUGGGGCAUGCUCCUGAUGGCCGACUUUGAAUUCAUCUUAGAUCAAGACUACAUGGGAGCCAAAGAUUGGGAAGACAGUAUUCCGGUAUUAGCCCACGAGUUAUCUCAUCAAUGGACUGGAAACUUGGUCACGUGCGAUUACUGGAACGAGCUUUACCUGAACGAAGGCCUGACUGAGUUUUUCCAAUAUUAUGGAACGGAUGCUGUGGUACCUCAGCUUAGAAAUUGGGAUCGAUUCGUUCGAACGGAGACGUUUUUGGGCCUUCGAGAGGGCGAACUACCCACAUCCAGUCACCCCAUUAUACAAGAUCCGGACCUAGAGCCUUCGUUGUACGCUUUCGAUGGAACCACCUACCGGAAGGGAUCUUCUCUCUUCCGAAUGAUUGAGUCUGUAUUAGGCAAAAACACCUUCAAGAAGGGUCUUCAAAACUACAUGAAGGCCCAUCAGUUUGGCAACACAAAAAGUGAUGACCUUUGGGACAUGUUGGAUGGAGCCGCCUCUGAGGACGGAUCUUUAACCGGGGGCAUCACUGUAAAAGAGGUCAUGCACACGUGGACCCUUCAGCGAGGUCAUCCCAUUGUUAACGUUGCGACAGAUUUUACAUCUGGAAUGGCAACUCUUGAGCAAACUGAACUGCCCAUGGAUGUUGGGAAGAAUUACAAGUGGUGGGUACCAAUCACAUUUGGCAGAACCAGGCCUGGCUCUGGAAAUUUCAAUCAGACCAAAAACGGCCUUUGGCUCAGCCCAGACGAGCCAGCAUUACAAAUUGACAUGGGCACUGACGAUGACUCUUGUUUCAUCAUCAACAACCAAUAUACGGGAGUGUUUCGAGCUAACUACGAUGAUGAAAAUUGGUUGCGAAUCUCCGAAACUUUACUAAACAAUCUUGAGGCCAUUCCUCCUCUAAACCGUGCACAACUUAUCCAUGACUCCAUUUUCCUGGCACAACAAGGGCUAGUCGAUUAUAGUAUCCCGAUUCAAAUCACUGAUUAUUUGUCCCAAGAAACUGAAUACGCACCAUUCCAAACGGCUGUUGCUCUUUUGGAAACCAUCAUGCUUAAAUCCGCUCCAAAAGCAGAUGAAGCAGAGCUCAUAGAAAGUAUGUACACCAGCAUAAAACGCAUUUACGAUAGACUUGGUCUCGGCGAACAACCCAAUGUGGAUCUAUUGGGUCAUCUCCAGCAUCGGGCCUUAGUACAAGCUCUCAUCAACUACGGGGACUCGGAUGUACUUGAAGAUGUUCAAAACGCCUUCCAGGCCUGGAUGGACAGCUCCACACCAGAUGAGGUGGCUGGAAACCCAAUAAAUCGACAUAUCCGAUCGCCAAUUUACUGCUCAGCUCUUCGACAAGGUGGGCUCGAUGAAGUGAGAUUCAUCGAGGAUCGAAAGGCAAACACGGUGUCGCCCCAAGCCACGAGGGAUUUGAAUCGGGCCUUGGGUUGUGCUGCCACUCGUUCGGAUGAUGCUUUGGAGCAAUUUCUCCAAGAUCCAGCCAACCAAGUAUCGUUCGGGUCGACCUUGGAAUCAAGCCAAACGGAAUUUAUCUUCAAGGACAAGAACACUCGCAAGAUAUUGAUGAAAUGGAUUCUUCGGCACCAAAACAUGAUUGAAUCACUGAGCGAUGAAAUAUUCAGUCAAACCUUGAAUAUUUAUUCCGAAUUCGCUGAUUCUCAAGAAGAAUUGAACCAUCUUCAAGAGAUUAUGAAGUGGCAGACAGUGCCUUCUGUGGAAAGAUUGAACAUGGUUGCUUCGAAUAUCCAGCACAGAAUGUCACCUGGGAGUCAUCCCGAGGCUUCUAUGACAGAAAAAUAACGUACCUACCUCACAAUGGUAUAUCCCCUCCCCCCUCCAAUACACAACUAGUUCCCAAUUCUACAAUGAUA
This is a messenger RNA of Tigriopus californicus, 3261 nucleotides long. RefSeq names its product aminopeptidase N-like. The coding region runs from base 104 to 3190 and encodes 1028 amino acids. The record is from RefSeq and is a predicted model, not a curated record. Lineage: Eukaryota; Metazoa; Arthropoda; Copepoda; Harpacticoida; Harpacticidae. The transcript is spliced from 2 exons. Gene Ontology annotation, biological process: peptide catabolic process; proteolysis. Gene Ontology annotation, molecular function: peptide binding; metalloaminopeptidase activity; zinc ion binding. Gene Ontology annotation, cellular component: cytoplasm.